AAAAAAAGGUAGGAGGUUAUUUCCUUGUAAUGACAUAGAACAAUACUAUAUGAACCCACUUCCCCGCAGCUUACUCUGUACUUUGAGUUGCUCUGCUUUGAAGAAUCUCACAUCUCACAUCAACAUCUCAACAAUGACCUCAGAUAACACAAAAGAGGCGACAGCAUCUAAAAGCAGAGUGUACAUCUCUCUUCCAAUGAAAUACAGGACUGCUUUGGCUGAACAUUAUGAACUGGACCAUGGACUGUUCAUAAAGGAUCUGAACAUUUAUUUAAGUGAAGGAUACCUACAAGCUUAUUUUAGAGAAUGGGGCACCAUCACAGCGUGUAAGAUUAAGAAGUGCCACUCAGAGAAAAAUAAGGCAGUGGCCUAUGUGAGGUUUUCUACAGAGGAUGAAGCAGAUAGAGCAGACUGGGCUGGUCCUCACAUUAUUGGAGGCAUUGAAGUGGGAGUGAAACGAGUUGUCAGUCCAAAGAUUGAGGAUUCAGAAGACAAGAUGACAGUCCCUGCUGCACCGCGACCAAGGCGUUCAAUGGGUCUGGGCUACAUACUCGAAGAUGCUCAGUGGUUAGAUGAUGAAUGAAUAGACAAGUACUUUGGAACUUUUUCUGUCUCAGAUGAGUUUCAGGAUGUAUAAUUAGAAACACACGUUUGCUUACCUAAAGCUUUAACAUGUGUUGCUGUGGUACACAUUUUAUUGUGCUGAAUUUAUGUUCGUCAGGGAUAAACAUCACAAGGUGUGGUUGUAAAAGAUAGAUUAGAUUGACGAAUGCAACAUGAUUUUUUUUUCACUUGGACAUCGUAAAACGAUGUGAAAAAUAACCUAUUGCUCUUAAGCUGUGUGUAACUGAAUGUUUAAAAUAAAGAAAUGAAUAUAA
This is a messenger RNA of Toxotes jaculatrix (banded archerfish), 878 nucleotides long. Its product is annotated as heterogeneous nuclear ribonucleoproteins A1 homolog. Gene Ontology annotation, molecular function: RNA binding. The record is from RefSeq and is a predicted model, not a curated record. Bases 50 to 583 code for a protein of 177 amino acids. The transcript is spliced from 5 exons. Lineage: Eukaryota; Metazoa; Chordata; Actinopteri; Toxotidae.